CGCCGGCGGAGCCGAGUCCCAGGGGUAGGGGGGCGGGCGGCGGGCGCCGAGGGGAGCCAGGGCAGCGGGAGGCAGGGCAGCAGGCAGCGGCAAGCAGCGGCUCCCCAGUCCUCACCGCGCACAGUCCGAUGCCCGGCAGCCCGGGUCGAGGAGCGACUGCGCUUUCCUGCCGUGGCACGGCGAGUGUCUGCAGCCUAGGAGUUUUCCUGAAGCAGCCGUCACACCGGGAGCACUUUUGGUAGAGAGGGAGCAGGAGGAGACACCCCCCCCCGAAAUGACUUUCCUCCCGAGGCGCGACUGAAGGGGACUUACUGGAGUGGAACCGUAGUGGAAUUUGAGUCCGGAGAGGAGUUGCUCACGCUUUUUUUUUUUUUUUUCCCCCCUCUUCUUCUCUCUGUUCCCUCCCCUCUUUUCGCCCGUCAUUGGAAAUGAACAAAUUGCAUUUGCAAUUCAGAAAGUAGAAAUAUUAAAUAUUCCGUCCCCCGGGAAGCACACAUGUAGUAAUGACAAAGGAUUGCAAAGGAGAGAGUGGCUCCAGUUUCCCAGAGAGAUCCCCUUAAAUGGAUUACUAAAUGGGACACUACAUCAGCUAGUUCUGUCCUCUAGCUGCCUAGAUACAUGCACCGAAAAGGGUGAAGUGAGGAAGUGAAGCCUCCCAGCUGAACUACUAUGAGGUCAGAAGCCUUGCUGCUAUAUUUCACACUGCUACACUUUGCUGGGGCUGGUUUCCCAGAAGAUUCUGAGCCAAUCAGUAUUUCGCAUGGCAACUAUACAAGACAGUAUCCGGUGUUUGUGGGUCACAAACCAGGGCGGAACACCACACAGAGGCACCGGCUGGACAUCCAGCUGGUCAUGGUAAUGAACAGGACCCUCUACGUUGCUGCUAGGGACCAUAUUUAUACUGUUGAUAUGGACACAUCAUAUACAGAAGAAAUUUAUUUUAGCAAAAAAUUGACAUGGAAAUCUAGACAAGCCGAUGUAGACACGUGCAGAAUGAAGGGAAAACAUAAGGAUGAAUGUCAUAAUUUUAUUAAGGUUCUCCUAAAAAGAAAUGAGGAAACAUUGUUUGUCUGUGGAACAAAUGCAUUCAACCCUUCUUGCAGGAACUACAAGAUGGAUACCCUGGAGUUCCUGGGAGAUGAAUUCAGUGGAAUGGCCAGGUGCCCCUAUGAUGCAAAGCAUGCCAACGUUGCAUUGUUUGCAGAGGGAAAGCUGUAUUCUGCCACAGUGACCGACUUCCUUGCUAUAGAUGCGGUCAUAUACCGGAGCCUUGGAGAUAGCCCAACUCUGCGGACAGUUAAACAUGACUCAAAGUGGUUGAAAGAACCAUACUUUGUCCAAGCAGUGGACUAUGGCAAUUACAUUUACUUCUUCUUCCGGGAAAUAGCAGUGGAGUACAACAGCAUGGGAAAGGUAGUUUUCCCAAGGGUGGCUCAGGUUUGCAAAAAUGACAUGGGAGGAUCUCAGAGAGUGCUGGAAAAACAAUGGACUUCCUUUCUCAAGGCUCGUUUGAACUGCUCGGUUCCUGGCGAUUCACACUUCUACUUUAACAUACUGCAAGCAGUUACAGAUGUUAUCCAUUUCAAUGGCCGGGAUGUUGUUUUAGCAACCUUCUCCACUCCAUAUAAUAGCAUCCCUGGCUCGGCAGUCUGUGCCUAUGACAUGCUUGACAUCGCCAAUGUAUUUACUGGGAGAUUCAAAGAACAAAAGUCUCCAGACUCCACAUGGACACCAGUUCCCGAUGAACGAGUGCCCAAGCCCAGGCCCGGUUGCUGUGCUGGCUCUACAUCAUUAGAAAAAUACGUAACUUCUAAUGAGUUCCCGGAUGAUACUCUGAACUUCAUCAAAACACAUCCACUGAUGGACGAGGCUGUACCUUCCAUUGUCAAUCGACCCUGGUUCCUGAGAACAAUGGUCAGAUAUCGCCUGACCAAAAUUGCCAUGGACUCUGCUGCUGGGCCAUAUCAGAACUACACCGUGGUUUUCUUGGGAUCAGAGAAGGGAAUCAUCCUGAAGUUCUUGGCACGGACAGGAAACAGUGGUUUCCUAAAUGACAGCCUUUUCCUGGAGGAGAUGAACAUUUACAAUCCUGAAAAGUGCAGCUACGACGGCGUGGAGGACAAGCGUAUCAUGGGCAUGCAGCUUGACAAGCCCAGCAGCGCCCUGUACGUCGCCUUCUCCACUUGUGUCAUCAAGGUUCCCCUGGGACGUUGCGAGCGUCAUGGCAAAUGCAAAAAGGCCUGCAUUGCGUCCCGAGACCCCUACUGCGGAUGGGUGAGGGAGAGCGGAGUGUGUGGACAGCUGGUCCUUGGCUCCAAAUUGGCAUUUGAACAGGACAUAGAACAUGGCAAUACAGAUGGCCUGGGUGACUGCCAAAAUUCCUUCGUAGCCCUGAAUGGACACUCCAGUUCCCUAGUCCCAAGCACCACCACUUCUGACUCUCGCGCUCGACAGGGUUAUGAUGCUAGGGGACGCAUGCUGGAUUGGAAGGAUCCGCUUGGUUCAUCUGAAAAUACAGAUCCAUAUGUGGCAGUUUCAUCCCAUAAUCAUCAAGACAAGAAGGGAGUGAUUCGUGAGAGUUACCUGAAGGGUCAUGAUCAGCUGGUGCCGGUCACCCUGUUGGCCAUUGCUGUUAUUCUUGCUUUUGUCAUGGGGGCUGUCUUUUCGGGAAUCAUAGUGUACUGCAUCUGCGACCAUCGCCGCAGAGAUGUGACUGUUGUGCAGAGAAAGGAGAAGGAGCUGACCCACUCCCGCCGCGGCUCCAUGAGCAGUGUUACUAAGCUCAGUGGCCUCUUUGGGGAUGCUCAGUCCAAGGAGCCAAAGCCUGAAGCUAUCCUCACGCCUCUGAUGCACAAUGGCAAGCUGGCUACCCCAGGCAGCACUGCCAAGAUGCUAAUCAAAGCUGACCAGCACCAUCUGGACCUGGCCGCCCUGCCAACCCCUGAGUCCACCCCAACCCUACAACAGAAGAGAAAGCCCAGCCGUGGCAGCAGGGAAUGGGAGAGAAACCAGAACCUCAUCAAUGCCUGCACAAAAGAUAUCCCCCCAAUGGCCUCACCCGUGAUCCCAACCGACUUGCCGCUCAGAGCUUCUCCUAGCCACAUUCCCAGUGUUGUGGUCCUGCCCAUAGCCCAGCAAGGCUACCAGCACGAGUACGUUGACCAGCCAAAAAUGAGCGACGGGGCUCAGAUGUCUGUGGAGGACCAGAAUGCCACCCUUGAGUACAAAACCAUCAAGGACCAUCUCAGUAGCAAAAGCCCUAGCCACGGUGUUAACCUGGUGGAAAAUCUUGACAGCAUGCCACCAAAAGUACCCCAGCGGGAAGCUUCCCUCGGGCCCCCGGGCACCUCGCUGUCACAGAGUGGCCUGAGCAAGCGGCUGGAGAUGCACUCUUCUGCUUACAACGUGGACUACAAGAGAAGCUACCCUACAAACUCGCUCACAAGAAGUCACCAGACGUCAACCCUCAAAAGAAACAACACUAACUCCUCUAACUCGUCCCACCUCUCCCGCAAUCAGAGCUUCGGCCGGGGUGACAACCCACCGCCAGCUCCGCAGCGAGUGGACUCCAUACAAGUCCAUGCUGCUCAGGCACAGGCUGUAACUGUAUCUCGGCAGCCAAGUCUCACCACCUACAACUCACUGACAAGGUCAGGGUUGAAACGCACGCCCUCGCUAAAGCCAGACGUACCUCCCAAACCUUCCUUUGCUCCGCUCUCCACGUCCAUGAAGCCCAAUGAUGCGUGUACAUAAUCAGAGUGGGGUUGGGGGGGGGGGGAGGACGGCAGUUAAGCAGAGGUUGCCCUUGAAAGCCAGUGUUCUGCAACUGUUAUCGCUUACUCCUCUGAGAAGAUGGUUGUUGCAAGCUGAAGAUGCGUUGGAUUUCUGCUCUCUGGGAAAAGUGGAAUAUUUUUUUAAACCCGAGCCAUAUGACCCAUGGUUGAAGGUUUGCAAUUGCAGGACUCACCCCCACAACCCGCCAGUUCUUUGCUCAAAAGAAUAACCCUCCAUCACAAACAUUGAGCCAAAAGCACACAGGUGAAAAAUGACUGUGACAUUUCACCCCCCACCCCCCCAACUGCACAGUGCAUUCCUAAAAAGUGAAACAAAUAAUUACAAAAACAAACAAAUUUAAAAAAGAAAAAAGGAAAAAAAAAAGAAUCCAUUGAUAAAGCUAACUGACUUAACAAUGGCAGAAGUUUACUACGUGCAGGUACUGUGAAACAAUGCACAUCAGUGUUACAGCCAUUUGGUUACAGCAGUUAAAUGCCGUGUUGGGCAAAAUAUGUCAUAGAGUUCUGCUACCCUUCUCUUUUAAUGAAUAACAUUUGACUGUUAACACAAGUAACUCCUCUUAUUUAUUGUUCAACUUUUGUUUUUCCUAAGGAAAUGACUUCUGCAUAUCAUCCUGUGAGCAGCUCUUCAGAGAAGUACCUUGAAAGUUAUACCUAUUUAACGUGAAACCCAUUAACUGGAGUAAUUAAAACUCUUUUAUUUUUCCAAGAAGUUCACUGAGUUAGAUAAGUUGGAGCUGGAAUUCUGAACUUUGUGCCUGGGCUGCCUGAUUAGCUGAAAAAAAAGGGGAUAUCUAUUUAAGUCUCUCAGCUAAUUAGCUGGCUGGGCCUCUGACCUAAGACAGAGACAAACAAAUACCGCAAGUUCAUAACUUCUAAAGCAACUGCAAGAGAAACUCUUAAAAGCCGCACAUUUGUGCACCAUUGCUAUCAACAUGGCUUUGUCAGUAGCUAAUACUUUCUGUGAAGGCACCAGCUUGUGAUGUGCCAUCUCAUUUCACCUUGCAUGUGAGACGGCAAACAAAAUCCUCAAACAGUGUGAACUAGUUAAUAUGCCGGCUGUUACCAUGCAUAAAUUAUGGUCUUAUCACACGGGUUUUUCGUGGGAAUAUAUCUGUGAAUAGCCUGUUUUCUUCCACAUGUAAAUUUGUGCCUUACACCCUCAGUUGUGUAUACUUGUGAGCUGUAGUAUGUAAAACCUUUUUAUUUUUCCCCUUUGAGUAAUGCAAAUAUUUAUUGAUCCUUCCUUCUCCAAGCCC
Molecule: messenger RNA, 5053 nt
Organism: Grus americana (Whooping crane)
Lineage: Eukaryota; Metazoa; Chordata; Aves; Gruiformes; Gruidae
Gene: SEMA6A
Product: semaphorin 6A
Exons: 19
Coding region: 670-3753 (1027 amino acids)
Biological process (GO): neural crest cell migration; negative chemotaxis; positive regulation of neuron migration
Molecular function (GO): chemorepellent activity; semaphorin receptor binding
Source: RefSeq, a predicted model, not a curated record